UCCUACAAAUUUCUUGGUUCCUUCCUCAACUUCUAAUUUUAUGAUUCCUUUUUAUUAAAAUCCGUCUUUUUUCUCCAGCAUAAAUACUUUACCUCCGCAACACCUUUCACAGAGGCAAAAUUCAAUUGAAGACUGUCUUAUAGUUUUGACAUACACGCAACUUGGCUGGCAAUGGCUUCCACAAGCACUCAAAUGGCAUCUGAUUCUUCUCCUUCCAACCUUGGUUGGACUCAUGACGUGUUCUUGAGUUUUAGAGGGGAAGACACCCGUUACAGUUUCACUGAUCACUUACAUAAUGCUUUGGUUGGAAAAGGCAUUAUAACUUUCAGAGAUGACAAACUUAAGAGAGGAGAAAAAAUUGCGCCAGAGCUUCUAAAUGCUAUUGAAAAAUCAAGAUCUUCCAUUGUUGUUUUCUCAAAAACUUACGCUCAUUCAAGGUGGUGCCUAGACGAGCUUGCAAAGAUCAUGGAGUGCAGCCGGAAAUAUGGGCAAAUAGUAUUGCCAAUUUUCUACCAUGUGGAUCCAUCGGAUGUACGUAAACAAACAGGGAGGUUUGGAGAAGCAUUCACCAGGUAUGAAGAAAAUUGGAAGAACAAGGUACAAAGUUGGAAGGAGGCCUUGACUGAAACAGGCAAUAUUUCUGGAUGGCAUGUAAAAGAGGGGAAUAUUGUUCGUGAACAACAUCCCAAAGACCAUAGCAAAUAGAGCAGAUUAUGGAAUCCAAAUGAUAUCUAUUGUGCAUUUAUAAGUGAAGAGGGGAUGGAAAAUGUUGAAACCAUUUCUCUAGACUUGUCUAGAUCAAAAGAAAAAUGGUUCACUACAAAUAUAUUUGCCCAGAUGAAGAAAGUGUUUGCCAAGAUGAAGAAACUUAGGUUGCUCAAAGUCUAUUAUAGUCUUGGCGAUGAGCAUAAAAUGUCUCUUCCUAAAGACUUUGAAUUUCCUCCUAAUUUAAACUAUCUUCAUUGGGAAGGUUUAGUGUCUUUGCCUUCAAAUUUUCAUGGAGAGAAACUUGUUGCAAUCAACUUGAAAUCUAGCAACAUAAGAGAACUUUUGAAAGAGGAGAAGUGUUUUGCAGAAUUGAAGUUCAUUGAUCUAAGUAACUCACAAUGGCUCAUCAAAAUACCGAAAUUCUCAAGGAUGCCAAAAUUGGAGAAACUUAAUCUUGAAGGUUGUGUAAGCUUCAGCAAACUUCAUUCAUCUAUUGGCACAUUUUCUGAGAUGAAAUUUUUGAGAGAGCUUAAUUUUAGCGAGAGUGGAAUUAGAGAACUCCCAAGCAGCAUUGGGUCCUUGAUAUCUCUUGAAACUCUUGAUCUCUCAAAGUGUUCAAAGUUUGAGAAAUUCCCUGAUAUUUUCUUUGUGAAUAUGAGACAUUUACAGAGUCUUUGGUUAUCUCAUAGUGCUAUUAAAGAACUCCCAACCAGCAUUGAGUGCUUAGAGGCUCUUGAAAUGCUGUUUCUUGAUAAUUGCUCAAAUUUUGAGAAGUUCCCUGAGAUCCAAAAGAAUAUGGAAAAUCUGUGGGAACUUUUUCUAGAUGGUACUCCUAUUAAAGAAUUAUCUUGCUUGAUAGGUCAUCUUCCCCGACUUCGAUACUUACAUUUGAGAAAUUGCAAAAACUUGAGGAGUGUUCCCAGCAUUUUACAGUUGAAAUCCCUGGAACUCUGCGAUCUCAAUGAUUGUUCAAAUCUAGAGAUUUUUUCGGAGAUCAUAGAGGAUAUGGAACAUUCAAAAGGCCUUUCUUUACGUGAAUCAGCUAUAGCAGAGCUGCCAUCAUCAAUUAGGUUGGAGUUGAGCAAUUGUGAGAACCUUGAGACUCUUCCAAACAGCAUUGGUAAUUUGACGUGUGUUAGUGAACUUGUUGUUCGUAACUGUCCAAAGCUCCACAAAUUGCCUGACAGUCUGAGAAGCAUGCAGUUAAAACAACUAGAUGUAAGUGGUUGCAAUCUAAUGGCAGGAGCAAUCCCCGAUGAUUUAUGGUGCUUGUUCUCAUUGGAAUGGUUAAAUGUGAGUGGAAACAACAUUGAUUGCAUACCUGGUGACAUCAUUCGUCUUUCUCGGUUGCAUACCCUUAUCAUGAGACACUGCUUGAUGCUUCAAGAAAUUCCAGAGCUUCCAUCAAGUCUAAGAUGGAUAGACGCACGUGGUUGUCCACUCCUGGAAACUUUAUCAAGUGAUGCAAAGCAUCCACUCUGGUCCUCUCUUCCCAACUGCUUAAAAUCACACAUUCAGGAUUAUUUUGAAUGCCCACCAUACUGGAAGUACUACCGUGAAACUAGAGUUGUUAUUCCAGGAAGUAGAGGAAUACCAGAGUGGAUAAGUCAUAAGAGUAUGGGAGAUGAAAUAACAAUAGAUCUCCCAAAGAAUUGGUAUGAAGAUAACAACUUCUUGGGAUUUGCUUUAUUCUGUCAUCAUGUUCCAGUUGAUGAUAUAUGCAAGACAUUAUAUUUUCCUAUUGUUGCAUUUGAUACUCUUCAAUUGUUGAUAUCCGAUGGUGAUCAAUUUGGACACGUGGAGAUGAUAGAGUUUAUUCCGUAUUGUAGUCCAGACAUGAAGAAUAGAACAUUUGCAGAUCCAGGAUUGAUGGUGGUCUAUUUCCCUCAGAUUGCCAUUUCAAGUGAGUAUCGAUCCAAUAGGUGGAACAAGUUUAAGACUAGAUUUUCGACCCCUCUGUAUUGCGCCUAUGCAGAUUUGAAAGUGAAAAGUUGUGGGAUCCAUCUCAUAUAUGACCAUGGCCAAGAUCACCCUCAACAGAGCCUUCAACUAUUCAAUGUCAAAAAGAAGCCAUGAUGAUACAGAGGAUCACCCACAUCUCUAGUUUCCAGCUCCCUCCGCCAAGGUACAUCUUUUCUCUUUUUCAUUUGCUUAAGGUUAAAAUAUUUAUUAGAAUUAGUGAAAAAGAAGUAUCCAGACAACUUCUAAUAUUCAUUUACUUAAGGUUAAAUGACCUCUUUUUUCUUUUCUUUUUUUCCUUUUCAAGCUUUGAUUUUACUAUACCAAAAUAAAAAACUUCCUUUUUAAAAAAUAUGUGAGUAUUUAUUCUGCCUUAUCUUUAAAAUAAAUUAUUGAAUUUAGAACCACGAA
Molecule: messenger RNA, 3078 nt
Organism: Vitis vinifera (wine grape)
Lineage: Eukaryota; Viridiplantae; Streptophyta; Magnoliopsida; Vitales; Vitaceae
Product: disease resistance protein RUN1
Exons: 5
Coding region: 760-2784 (674 amino acids)
Molecular function (GO): protein binding
Source: RefSeq, a predicted model, not a curated record